This is a messenger RNA of Prunus armeniaca (apricot), 765 nucleotides long. The record is from the annotation of a GenBank genome assembly. Lineage: Eukaryota; Viridiplantae; Streptophyta; Magnoliopsida; Rosales; Rosaceae.
AUGCGAGAGAGCUUAUUGAUAAAAUUCGAUCCAAGUUUGCAGGGUGGAAAGCUAACACCCUUUGUAGAGCUGUGUCCCCCACAGGUGAUUAAAGAGAUGAACAGGUGCUGUAGAUCUUUCUUUUGGGGCAAGGAGGGUACUCCUCCUGUGGCUUGGAAGGAUGUGUGUAUGCCUAAGGACCAAGGUGGCUUAGGUGUGAAAAUGGCAAAGUUCUUUAAUCUCGCCGCUCUUGCAAAGCUAGGGUGGAAAUGCAUCACCGACCCAUCAAAUUGGUGGGUUAAGAAAAAAGCAAAUCAUUCUGUUGCUUGGAAGUCUAUUCUAGACGCUAGACAGGUUUUGUGCAAGGGUCUGAGGUGGGUUGUGGGAAAUGGUGGUUCUAUUCCUUUCUGGACCUCCCAAUGGGUUUUACCUUUCCCGCUCCUGGACCUCAUUCCUGAGCACCAAAGAGGCUCUUUGAAUCUUGACCAGAAAGUUGCAGACUUUAUCACAAAUAAUUCUUGGGACAAAAUUAAACUGGCUCAGGUGUUAGAUGAUGAUUUGAUUGAAAAAAUCAUAUAUGUUCCUUUGCCUAGAACUAAUGUGCAGGAAAAAUUGAUUUGGGGACCCAACCCCAACGGUGCUUUCAUUAUAAAGAGUGCUUAUAAUAUUCAGAUGCAGGACCAGAUUUAUCAUCCUCAAGCGAAUUUGCUAAAGAAAAUGUGGAAGCUAAUUUUUCCUCCGAAAGUUAAAAAUUUUGCUUGGUUGCUCGUCCGUAAAAGACUUUAA